Molecule: messenger RNA, 678 nt
Organism: Punica granatum (pomegranate)
Lineage: Eukaryota; Viridiplantae; Streptophyta; Magnoliopsida; Myrtales; Lythraceae
Source: RefSeq, a predicted model, not a curated record
AGGGGAAACCAACCAAAGAGAGGAAGAAAGGGAAAGGAGCAAGAACAUGGCGGCCAUCAACAAAAAGAAGCUCGGCUCUCUUACCAUCUUAUGCCUUUUCAUUGCUCUGAACUCCGACUUAUUCUUCUCGCAGUCUGUAGCAGAAUCACAUCAUCUGUUCCUUGAUUAUAUUCACCCCACACGGCCUACCAGCGGCAGCGAUCAUCCUGCUACUAAGAACAGAACGAGCGAAGAUGACGAUGGUAACAGCUCAACACCAACUCCUCCUAGUCCUCUGCCUCCGUCUCCGCCUCCUCUUCCACCAUCUGCACCACCUCCUCCUCCUACAUCUCCCCCUCCUCCCGCUCCCCCAUCUCGCAAUGAUAAAAGUAAAAGUGGAGUAACUGGAAGCCUCCCCCGCCGAUCGGGUUCUCAUGCUGGAAGCAGUACACCCUCUACCCCGACUAGAACCUGAUCCCCCUACCAGCCACCACAGCCUUCAGAUGCCACAUUAUCGUCAUAAUUUGAAACCAUUGCUAAUGCUGGAUGUGUAGAACAGAUGUACCAACGGUGUUUUUCUAUGACUAGAUCGAAACUUGCGUUUCUUUGCAUCAAAUCGUUAGAGUUGAUAAUUAAUUGGUGCAAUGUGCAAUGUGCUUCCAUAGUAAGAAAGAAUAAACAAUAUUGAUAGUUCCAAGA